AUGGCACAUGAUUACUUAGUAUCAACAGGAUCAUCCUGUGCAGCCAAGAGGAUGACUUUGUGUGAUUUGAUUGCUAAUAAGAUCGAUAUGUUAUCGGUAUAUUCUAGCAAAAACAGGCAAACGGUCUCUUUAUCAAUCAUGUCAAACGAUGAACCUUCUAAUCCAAAUGUCCUAAAUAUCAGGGUCGUAGAUUCUGAUCACAAAGAGAUUUGUUUUAAAAUUAAACCGACUACCAAACUUGGUAAAGUUAUCAAUGCUUAUGCAGAACAAACUGGAAUGGCAAUCGCAUCUGUUCGUUUCACAUAUGAAGGUACAAGAAUCAAUGUAGAUGAUACCCCCGAGGAUCUUGAUAUGACCGAUGACGACACUAUUGAUGUGAUGAUCGAGCAGAUCGGCGGUGGACGAACGGAAUAA
Melampsora larici-populina 98AG31 is the source of this 414-nucleotide messenger RNA. RefSeq lists its product as uncharacterized. Lineage: Eukaryota; Fungi; Basidiomycota; Pucciniomycetes; Pucciniales; Melampsoraceae. The record is from RefSeq and is a predicted model, not a curated record. Gene Ontology annotation, biological process: protein sumoylation. The transcript is spliced from 7 exons. Gene Ontology annotation, cellular component: septin ring; nucleus. Gene Ontology annotation, molecular function: ubiquitin-like protein ligase binding; protein tag activity. Bases 1 to 414 code for a protein of 137 amino acids.